UUCAGCAAGUCAGUUGGCAACAACAAAGAAAGUGUAUACGUACACCAGCUACGCACAACUCGAAACAUCUCCCUCGAUUCUUAUUAUAAUGCCGGUCUGUGUUGGACUGGCCCUGCUUGGACUCAUGGGGGCGGGCAUCAAGAGAUGUCUUCUUUACCGACGGCUUGGGCGUGCCGCGGUGGAACUAAAACGAGGCUCGCAUAUACUUCACGACGAUAAGGGUUACACGAUAGAGAACCCGAUGCCAAAAAGCAGGAGAUCCUACAUGGACCGCCAAAUUGCCAAAACAUUAAACCAAGUCAACAAAACCCAGCCGAGUUCAAACAACAGCAUCAACAACCCAUCAAGGGACGCUAAGGUUUGCAUGGAGAUUGCCACCGUAUCCGGUGGGUCAGUCGGCAUGCCGUCGGGGUCACUGGGCGUACCGGCUGGGUCACUGCGCAGGACGGCAUCGGAGAGGAUGGCGCCCUCUCGCAAGAACUCGUUCCUCGGGGACUGCAAAUGCUAUUGCCACUGUCCGUUAUGCGGACAGAUGGAAGUCAAGAAUGGAAGUUCAACAACGGGCACAGCAACCACACGACUCUGACGAUGACUGUUAAUAAUGAAAUAGACCUUUUCGCGAAUACCAAUAUUGGGCAAACUGUUGAAU
Asterias rubens (European starfish) is the source of this 649-nucleotide messenger RNA. RefSeq lists its product as uncharacterized. The transcript is spliced from 2 exons. Lineage: Eukaryota; Metazoa; Echinodermata; Asteroidea; Forcipulatida; Asteriidae. The record is from RefSeq and is a predicted model, not a curated record. The coding region runs from base 89 to 586 and encodes 165 amino acids.